Capsicum annuum is the source of this 1018-nucleotide messenger RNA. Its product is annotated as putative late blight resistance protein homolog R1A-3. NCBI's taxonomy places the organism in Eukaryota, Viridiplantae, Streptophyta, Magnoliopsida, Solanales, Solanaceae. Gene Ontology annotation, biological process: defense response to other organism. The transcript has a single exon. The record is from RefSeq and is a predicted model, not a curated record. Bases 150 to 644 code for a protein of 164 amino acids. Gene Ontology annotation, molecular function: ADP binding.
UCAUUGUUGUGAACUCUCCUAAGAAGCCAGUUGAAAGCAAGUCACUGACAGCUGGUAAAAUAAUUGUAGGUUUUGAGGAGGAGACAAAUUGGAUAAUUAGUAAGCUCAUCAGCAAACCGAAAGAUCUUGAUGUCAUCUCAAUCACUGGUAUGCCGGGAUCGGGCAAAACAACUUUGGCAUCCAAAGUAUACAAUGAUGAAUCAGUUUGUAGUCAUUUUGACCUUCGUGCAUGGUGUACAUUUGACCAAGAAUAUGACGAGAAGAAGUUGCUGGUGACACUUUUUAAUCUAGUUACUGGCUCGGAUUUAAAGUUCUGCGAGGAUAUUGAUGUUGCCGACAAGCUGCGGAGAAAAUUGCAUGGAAAGAGGUACCUAAUUGUGUUAGAUGAUGUGUGGGAUACUACUACAUGGGAUGAGUUGACCAGACCUUUUCCUAAAGUUGAGAAAGGAAGUAGAAUUAUAUUGACAACUCGAGAAAAGAAAGUGGCUUUUCAUGGAAAGUGCAACACUGAUCCUCAUAACCUUCGAUUGCUAAGACCAGAAGAAAGUUGGGAGUUAUUAGAGAAAAGGGAAUUUGGAAAGGAUUGUUGCCCCGAUGAAUUAUUGGAUGUUGGAAAAGAAAAAGACGAAAACAAACACAAUUAAAUCGUCUCAAAUGAUGGUGUGUCUUCAAAGUGAAAGAAAUCUCCCCUAUAAAUAGGAGGAGGUUCUUGAGAGAAAAUAAACAGCUCAAAAUAAUCUCAUGAUAAAUGAUAAUUAAAAAAAUUCUUGAGAGAUUUACAAUGUAUCAUUUAUCAUGAGAUUUUCAAGAGAUUUUGAAUAAAACAUUAGCUAAAAAUUAUGGCCACAUUACAAAUUAUUUUAAGUUCUUUUCAAAAGUCCAAUUGCUAGAAAAAUAUAUGCCUUGAGUGAUAGAACAUUCGAAGCACCAAAACUGCUGAUAAACCCAACAAUCGUACAAAAUCAAUGUAUAAAUUUUUCCUUCCUGAUAUGAAAUUCAAUACAUGACUUCAAUUUAA